Molecule: messenger RNA, 1011 nt
Organism: Trichosurus vulpecula (common brushtail)
Lineage: Eukaryota; Metazoa; Chordata; Mammalia; Diprotodontia; Phalangeridae
Product: olfactory receptor 8J2-like
Exons: 1
Coding region: 1-1011 (336 amino acids)
Biological process (GO): G protein-coupled receptor signaling pathway; sensory perception of smell
Cellular component (GO): membrane
Molecular function (GO): G protein-coupled receptor activity; odorant binding; olfactory receptor activity
Source: RefSeq, a predicted model, not a curated record
AUGGUUCCAGGAAAUCUCUCCCAUGUGACCACAUUCAUUCUCAUUGGAGUCUCAGAUGAUCCAGAGCUUCAGGUUCCCCUCUUCUUCAUCUUCUUAGCAAUCUAUGGAGUGACAGUAACUGGAAAUGUGGCAAUCAUCACACUCACUAGUAUUGAUUCUCGACUUCAAACUCCCAUGUAUUUUUUCCUUAGACACUUGGCUAUCAUCAAUCUUGGUAAUUCUACUGUCAUUGCUCCCCAGAUGCUGGUCAAUUUCUUGGUGGAGAAGAAAACCAUUUCCUACUAUGGAUGUGCAACCCAACUUGGAGGCUUCUUAGUCUUCAUUGUUGCUGAGAAUUUCAUGUUGGCUGUCAUGGCCUAUGACCGCUAUGUGGCUAUUUGCAAUCCCCUAUUAUACAUGGUUGUGGUAUCACGGAAGCUUUGCAUUCUACUUGUUGCCCUUGCGUACAUUUAUAGCUUCUCAGUAGCAGUGACACUCACCUCUUGUGUUUUCUCCGUGUCCUACUGUUCUUCCAAUGUCAUUAAUCAUUUUUACUGUGAUAAUAUCCCUUUAUUAGUUUUAUCUUGUUCUGAUACCAGUAUGCCAGAGACAGCAAUGUACAUCUGUGCAGGUACGGAUCUCUUCCUUUCCAUAACAACUGUCCUGGUGUCCUACUCCCUCAUCAUCUUAGCCAUCCUGAGGAUACGUUCAGCAGAAGGUAGACAGAAAGCCUUCUCUACCUGUGCUUCCCACAUGAUAGCCGUCACUGUUUUCUAUGGGACACUCCUUUUCAUGUAUUUGCAGCCCCAGUCAAACCAUUCCUUAGAUACUGAUAAAAUAGCUUCAUUGUUUUACACACUAGUGAUCCCCAUGCUGAAUCCUAUGAUCUAUAGCCUGAGGAACAAGGACGUGAAGGAAGCUGUGAAGAGAGUCCUUACCAAACCUUUCCAAAGUUUUAAAAGCACAUGGUUUGACAAGUAUUUGAGUAAAACAAGAGAUCCACAAUCUGAGGCAGGAGCUAUAGGAGUGUGA